Molecule: messenger RNA, 2903 nt
Organism: Notolabrus celidotus (New Zealand spotty)
Lineage: Eukaryota; Metazoa; Chordata; Actinopteri; Labriformes; Labridae
Gene: mob2a
Product: MOB kinase activator 2a
Exons: 5
Coding region: 665-1408 (247 amino acids)
Biological process (GO): signal transduction; positive regulation of protein phosphorylation
Cellular component (GO): cytoplasm; nucleus
Molecular function (GO): protein kinase activator activity
Source: RefSeq, a predicted model, not a curated record
AGAGCCUCCACAGGACCGUGAAUGGGUAGAAGGAAGCGGGCUCGCAUCGAUAACCAUUUUCAUAAAACAUCUUUCUUCGUGUGUUUUUCGUCUCUAUAGUUCGGUUUAAUGUAGCCGAACCAAGCCGGAGGAAAGGAUGAAGAUAUGGGAACACUGAGAGAAAGGGUUCAAGUUUCACAUGGAUGUUUUGUCUCUGUGUAGGGGAGUAAAAACGCGGUGGUUUACGUCAGCGCGGCUGUGGACACAAAGCCGACACAGCCUCAACCAGACUCCGUGUAAAAAUCACCACAUUUUGUUCAACUUACAUCCAGUAUGUCCACGACACGAGCUCCGUUUUGUGUGUUUUGAUCGAAACGUCUGCUGUCUAGAGACUCGUUAACCCUGCCCCACGGAAACUAAACCGGCGGGGAACCAGAGGCGAAGGAGGAGGAGGGGGAGUGAGGUCUGUGGAGAAACGAUAGAAAGAUAAAGGAGAAAGGUGUUGGAGGAGUGAGAGAGGACUGCAAGGAGCAACUCCCGUAUUGUUCCGCGUUUGCUCUGCAGCCAGAGAGAGAGAAAGAAAGAAAGAGACACACAUACGGUGGGGUUUGUUUCUUCCAGGGUGCGACAAAAAGCUGAAACACCGUCAAUUCUGGAUUUCUUUAUCCGCUUUCUGUCGUCCAGGAUGAGGUUUAAAAGGAACGGGUCCUAUACGCUAAAUAGGAAGUCAAAGACGAAGCCAAAUGGAAAAAAGCCUCCGGCAGAAGAGAAGAAGCAGUAUUUGGAGCUGGAGUAUACGAAAAUCCGCGUGGUGGACUUUGACCUCAAGGAACUGGUGGUGCUGCCCAGAGAGAUAGACCUCAAUGAAUGGCUCGCCAGCAACACGACGACAUUCUUCAAUCUCAUCAACCUGCAGUACAGCACCAUCUCAGAGUUCUGCACUGGGGACACCUGUCAAGCCAUGACGGCCUGCAACACAAUAUACUACUGGUAUGACGAGAGGGGGAAGAAGACGAAGUGCACUGCUCCACAAUAUGUCGACUUCGUAAUGAGUCUUUGUCAGAAACUGGUCACAGACGAGGAAAUCUUUCCUACAAAAUACGGCAAAGAGUUCCCUAACUCGUUUGAGUCCUUGGUAAAGAAGAUUUGCCGGUACCUGUUCCACGUGCUGGCUCACCUCUACUGGGCGCACUUUAAAGAGACGGUGGCUCUGGACCUGCAGGGCCAUUUGAACACUCUGUAUGCACAUUUCAUCGUUUUCGUAAGGGAAUUCAACCUGGUCGACCCCAAGGAGACCUGUAUCAUGGACGACCUGUCCGAAAUCCUCUGCACCCCUGUCCCGCUACCUGCUCCUGCUCCUGCCCAGGCCCCCUCCACCCCAGCCUCAGCUCCCUCCCCCUCUGCACAAAACCACGUGACGGAGAGAUGAGCAGGGGGGUGGUGGCGAGACAGCAGCCCCGAGGGUGAUAGAAGAUAAGAUAGAGGAGAGAAGGAAAGACAGCCUGGCCCCCAUCCUCGGUGCCAGCAGGACUUAGAGACCUUCCACUACCCUUAUAUUUCGCUACAACACCAACCAACCAGCCGGAAGGAAAGGGGGGAGGGUUAUGGGGGGUUUGGGGUAGCAGGGAGGGGUUUGUCACGCCAGCAGGAAUUGGCGUGAGCGUUCCUCCCAGGGGCAAAUCCCUCUCAUCUUCUCUGCAAUUUAAACUAGGAACAAAAAGUAUGUGUAUGUUUUAUUUUUGGUUUUAUUUCACUUUUAUUUUUUGUUGGAGUUUUCUUCAGUUUUAUUUUUUGUUGUUGGGGGCGGAGGGCUCCUCACCUCCCUCCAUCCUCUGCCUAACAUACAGUACAGGAAGGGGGCUCUGCUUUGCUUCGACCUACUAUUGUACAGUGUUGUUGAUGUGUGGAGAAGAGGCAUCUCUGCUCGCCUGUCGGCUCAUCCUGCAGGCGCAAGGCCACUGCGCCGGCCAGUAGGGAGCCACGUUACUGCCUGACGGGGCGAUACUAGCCAAUCACUGUUUGGGUUGUUUGUGUGCGGGAUGAUUAAAGCGCUUCCUACUCAGGACCUGAGAGAAUACGUCACUGCUGCCAGAGAGAGGUUCCUCUCUUCUUUUCAUUCUCUGUCCCUCAUUCACCAGACUGCUCAGUCCUUCCUAUGAAAGAUCGUGUUUAACUUCAGUAUAGUCACAUAAUCAUCCAGUGUUCUCCCAUUAAACAUGUCCCGAAGCCGACCUGUGGGGGGCAGCAAACAUUGAGAGAAUGCAGAAAUAGGGAGACAGAGAAGAAAAUAUAAAGAUUGUAUGUUAGAUAUUUAAUCUAAUCUGAGAGUUGAUUCAUUGAGAGAGAGACUGGUGCCCGUGUGAGGCUGAAUCACAGCACAGCAGCGGCCCCUAAAACCACCAACACCACCAGCUACACCCACUCCAGCAGCACUGAAGGACAAAGACAUGAGGUAAUGUCUGCAGGCCCAGAGAGGGAGAGAGGGAGACAGAAAGGAGGGGUGGGAGGAGAUGGUGUGGAGCUGCUCUGCUGUUUAACAGUCACCAGUACUCCCAGUGCUAAAAUCUCCACUUCUAUCUUCUUUCGUUCUGACCUGUCCCUUAAGAUUUGCUUUUAAAAAGAUUAUCAGAGGAAAUUAGAUGAGAAAUAACAAAAUAAUGGUAUCAUUACACAUGUAUAGAAAAUGCACAGUCUGCUUGGACUUUACUGUACAAAGAAUCACAAGCGGGUUCUGUCAGACAUAGCCUCUGUAUGGAGGAGGAUUGGGUUUAUAAUUCUCCUUUUUUAUUUAUUUUAAUUCUUUUUUUUGCAGGGUUGUUCAGUUCUGGCUCUCGUUUUUAUGUAUUUUAAUUAUUAACUAAGUUAAAAGCAAUUUAAUAUUUUAAGCUCUGCGGAUUAUAAUCUAAUAAAAGAGAGAAAUGCCA